AGGAAUUUCCGCUGACGUCACUGCGUAUGUCCAUAACAGGGCUGCAGCUGUCUGAGAGCAACAACAACAAGCUCUGCCCAACUUCAAUGCGGGUGUAACGCUACUGACAACCCUAAAGAACACUCAUAAUUACAAAAUGCAACUGUCGAAAUAAUUCUGCCGUUCGGUUCUUAGUCCUCCGCGCUGAAAACCGGCUUAUCGUCGCGACCAGCGCCGCGGAACAAACGCGAAGACUCGGCCGCAGGGGGAGCAGGGCAGUUCGGGGCUGCAUCUGGGUCAGUGGGCCUAUCGGUGGCUGUACCGGUGGUUUUGUCAUCCCUGCAGUCUCCUAUUGCGCCUGUCAUUCGUUUAUAUAUACAUCGUGUCAGCUGUAUGAACUGUGAUAACAUGCAGGCUAACGGGGCAGAGCAGGACCGUGAUUCAGAACUGUCAUGCCAAAACGGUGCACAGAAUGGUGAGUCGUCCUCCGUCGGCGCAGCUCACUCUAACGGACUUCUGUCAGUCACUAACAAUGGAAAUGCUGUCAGCAACAACAACGGUGUGUCAGCCCAGCCCGCUUCCAACAACAACAGCACGUCGGAUACCAACUCUGGCGUCAAAAAGAAGAAGCGUCUGUCUCAGUCUGAGGAGGAUGUCAUCAGACUGAUAGGACAACAUUUAAACGAUUUAGGUCUCAAUCAGACAGUGGACCUUUUGAUGCAGGAAUCGGGCUGCAGACUGGAGCACCCCUCUGCCACCAAGUUCCGCAAUCAUGUUAUUGAAGGAGAGUGGGACAAGGCUGAGAGUGACCUGAAUGAGCUGAAGGCACUAAUGCAUUCUCCAAGUGCUAUAGUGCGGAUGAAAUUCCUGCUGUUGCAGCAGAAAUAUCUGGAGUAUCUGGAGGAUGGGAAGGUCUUGGAGGCUCUGCAGGUCCUCAGAGCUGAGCUCACUCCUCUGAAGUAUAACACAGAACGUAUCCACAUCCUCAGCGGGUACCUGAUGUGCAGUCAUGCAGAGGACUUGCGAGCCAAAGCAGAGUGGGAAGGCAAAGGCACGGUAUCCCGGACAAAACUACUGGACAAGCUCCAGACGUACCUGCCUCCAUCAGUGAUGCUGCCUCCUCGCCGUCUGCAAACUCUGCUGAAGCAGGCAGUGGAGCUGCAGAGGGAGCGCUGUCUCUACCACAACACCAAACUGGACAGUGGCCUAGACACCGUGUCUCUGCUCCUGGAUCACGCCUGCAGCCGGAAGCAGUUCCCUUGCUACACACAGCAGAUUCUAACUGAGCACUGUAAUGAAGUCUGGUUCUGCAAGUUCUCCAAUAAUGGCACCAAGCUGGCGACUGGGUCCAAAGAUACCACAGUCAUUGUAUGGCAAGUUGACAUGGAAACCCAGCAGCUAAAGUUGAUGAAGACUCUGGAGGGUCAUGCUUAUGGAGUUUCUUACCUAGCAUGGAGCCCUGAUGAUACCUAUCUGAUAGCCUGUGGUCCUGAUGACUGCUCUGAGCUGUGGCUGUGGAAUAUACAGACAGGAGAACUGCGAACAAAGAUGAGUCAAUCUCAUGAGGAUAGCCUUACUAGUGUCGCUUGGAAUCCAGAUGGCAAACGUUUCGUCACUGGCGGCCAGAGAGGGCAAUUCUACCAGUGUGAUUUGGAUGGAAACCUGUUGGAUUCGUGGGAAGGAGUACGGGUGCAGUGCCUGUGGUGUCUGACUGACGGCCGGACCGUCCUCGCAUCAGACACCCACCAACGCAUCCGGGGAUACAAUUUUGAGGACCUGACAGACAGAAACAUAGUGCAGGAGGAUCAUCCCAUCAUGUCUUUCACUGUUUCUAAAAAUGGAAGACUAGCUCUGCUCAAUGUUGCUACUCAGGGAGUGCACCUGUGGGACCUACAGGACCGGGUGCUGGUAAGGAAGUACCAAGGAGUGACCCAAGGCUUCUACACCAUCCAUUCCUGCUUUGGGGGGCACAAUGAGGACUUCAUUGCUAGUGGCAGUGAAGACCACAAAGUUUACAUCUGGCACCGGCGCAGUGAGCUGCCCAUCGCAGAGCUGACUGGUCACACACGGACAGUCAACUGUGUGAGCUGGAACCCUGUCUUGCCUGGACUGCUGGCCAGUGCCUCAGACGACGGAACUGUCCGAAUCUGGGGGCCUGCCCCAUUCCUGGAUGUCCAGGAUGCAGAAGGUCUUAAUGAAUGUUGCAGCAUGGAUAGCUGAUGAUCAGCUAUUGCUGUCAACCUGACAGGCAUUAAGACUCUGUAGACACUUGAAUGGAUGAAGCGGGGGGAGGUUUUGGUGAUAUGGACAACUGCUUCCUGGAGGUGAGGCCAGCAGUCAGGAUGUCCCAACGUAGGGAUAUCAAACUCACUCAGAAAAAGAACAGCUGGCCUAGUGAAGUUGGGCUCCAGGACAUCAAGUAUCUGACUCAACUCCUCCUCCUCUCUGGACCUGUUCCCUCAGCACCGUGCAGGACCAACCACAUCCUGUUAUUUAUUAUCAGCUAGGUUAUUUAUUCAUGAGUAGAUCACUGACUAGUGCUAGGCUGUGACGUAGCAGAACCUGUUGGAGGAUGUGUGUUAUCUUCAGUUCCCUGACUGAGCUGCUCACAUAAAGAGAUUUCAGCAUUUUUUCCCUUAUUCACCUCCUGAACUUUUUACGAGAGUCUACUUGUAGAAACAUUUUGUGGAUGUAACACCCACUUAAGGAGAAACUUCUAACUGGAAAAAUCUAUGUUAUCUUGUGUUUUCAUUUAUGGAAGAAGACAUUAAUGUUUUUUCUCCCUUUACCUUUCCUGCUUAUAUCCAGAGAAAGAGUAGUAUUUGAUGAGCAUGUUGCGUAGGAUUGCAUGGGACAGCAUUUUGAUUGCUUACCCAUGUUUUACACUUGCAGUAUAUCCUGCUAAAACUGUUCAAAUGUAUUAAGUGGUUUGUUUGCCUUCUAAAAGCAUACAGCAGCCAGUGUAUGCAAACCUUUAGAGUUCAAGGGAUUAUCUGUGGACCUGCACCUUUCACAUAUGAAUUACCAAGUGUAGCUUUCCUUGUACAUCACUUUGCUUUCUUUGUUUCUUUUUUUAGUUCUUAUUGCAGGCUGUUGCCAUCUCUCCCUGUAUACAAACAGCAAGCUUUACAAUAUGUUUUUUGUUUGGUUUAGCUGUUACUUGUCAAGUUUUAUUCAUCAUUAUGUUUUUUUUUUUAAUUAACUACAAGUGGAGCUGUAACAUUUAAAGGCACUCCCAUGUUUCUUACUGUAGCAAGUAGAGUCCCCACAAUUCCAGCUGUAUGAACCUUUUUUUUCCAAAGUUAAAAUAUAUGUUUCAUAUAACAUAAAAUCCCAUAAAUUUGACAUCCUUUGUUCUGUGGCUCUCAGAAGAUGAUAAUCUUUGAAAACAUAUUAAUCAAGCCUAUGUGAUUUCCUAACAUACCUGGCUACUGUAGUUUUGAACAAACAUUAGUUGGAGUUGGAGACUUUUUCCAGUGAUGGAUGAAUUGAUAUCUGGUGCACUUGUGAGUAUAUAGGGCAACAGGAUGGUGGGACUGACACAAAAAAAUACUACAGUGGGAGUUCAUGACCUCUCAAGUUUUUCAAGUUUUUUGGAUAGAGGUGAACCUCUGGAUUAGGGGAAUCUGAUAUAUCCACCUUUGUUGCACUUGUUAGGAUGCAUUCAUUUUUUUGAUCAGUAAAUGUCAAAAGAAAUUAAAAACAAAAACAGCAAAUUACAAGCCUGAUCCGUUAUGUUCAACACAUCAACAGUGACCUGAAGGGACACAGUAACAAAGUGAUGGUGGUGUCUUCAACAGUCAGGGUGUGACACAUCUGUACACAAGUGUAACAUAAAGUAAUUAUGAAACACAAAAGUGUUUUCAGAGAGUCGCAAGAACAAUCUUGCCGGAUGCAUUGUUCUAUGUAAUAUGUGCUGUAUAUUUGUAUGUUAUGGCAUGUAUUAUGAGGCUGUGUACAAAUGGCAGACAUGAUGAUAAUGUAUGUUUUUAAGGGUUCCUGUGCUUGUUCUGUUUACUUUCAAAUUUUAAAAGGUUUCAGCUGCUUUUUAAGAGCAUCACACCAAAUUUUCUUAACAUGAAAUAGAAAAUGUACAUUUACAACUGCUAACACUGAAAAUUUGUUUUAAGAUUCACAAACUUGCAAAGUUGCAUUUCAGCAUGUAUUGAUUUUGUGCAAACUGCUUUUAUAUAUUCUGUUUACGAGUUUAUUAGAAUGAGAAUUCUUUUCAUCAAACAUUUCUACUCAUUAACAAGAGCUGCAGGACUGUGAGAACCCUGUUUAUCUGGUCAGACACCACUGCAGCAAUCACAAGCUUCAACUUCUCCAUCACACAUCACAUACGUGGUGCACAACAAUAGAUGUUUCUCACAGAGUUAAGUCAGUCACAGCUGUGAUGUUCUAGUUUGUUUUUUCUGUAUCCCCUUUGAGUUACAGUCAACUCCAGAAAUAUCUGGACAUUAACACAAUUUUCAGCUUUUGGGUUCUGUAAACCACUACAAUGGAUUUGAAACUGAUCCAAAAAAUCCAGAUGUGUUUUAAGGGCAGAGCUUUAAUUUGAGGGUAUUAACAGCCAAAUCAGGUGAACGGUGUGGGAAUUACACCACAUUUUAUAUGUGUCCUCCACCUUUCUAAGGGACCAAAAGUAAUAGUACAAAUGAACAUAAUUAUAAACCACACUGUCAUUUUUAACAUUUGGUUGUAAAUCUUUUGCAGUCAAUGACAGCCUGAAGUCUGGAACCCAUAGACAUCACCAGAUGCUGGGUUUGGUCCCUGGUGAUGCUCUACCAGGCCUCUACUGCUGCUCUCUUCACUUCCUGCUUGUUCUUGGGGCUUUUUCCCUCCAGUUCUGUCUUCAGCAAGUGAAAUGCAGCUCAGUUUGAUUCAGGUCAGAUGACUGACUUGGUCAUUGCAGAGCAUUCCACUCCUUUGCCUUAAAACACUUCAGAAUUCACCCUGUUGCUUUUGUCAGCAGUCACAUCUCUAAUAAAUAUAAGAGAACCAGUUCCAUUGGCAGCCAUACAUGCCCACACUAUUAUACUACCACCGCCAUGCUUCACUGAUGAGCUGGUAUGCUUUGGAUCUUGAACAGUUCCUUCUCUUCUCAAAACUCUUCCCAUCAUUCUGCUACAAGUUAAUCUUUGCGUCUGCUCUCAGAUGUACGUCACUUUGGAUGAAAGUAUUUGCUAAAUGAAAUUGUAGCAUUGUAGAAGUUGAUCCUUGUCUCAUCUGUCCAUAGGAUUAUGUUCCAGAACUGCACAUGUUCUUAUAGAUGUUUUCUUGGCAAACUCUAAUCUGGUCUUCCCAUUUUUGAGGCUCACCAAUAGUUGACAGCUUUUGGUGAACCCUGUGCAUUCACUCUGGUGAAGUCUUCUCUUAAUAUUUGACUGGAGAGUGUUCUUGAUCUGGCCAACUGUUGUGAAGAGGUUUUUCUUGACCAGGGAAAGGAUUCUUCUGUCAACCACCACACUUGUUUUCUGGGGGCUUCCAGGUCUUUCAGUGUUGCUGAGCUCACCAGUACAUUAUUUCUUUUUAAGAAUGUACCAAACAGUUGAUUUGGCCGCAUUGAAUGUUUUUGUUAUCUCUCUCAUGGGUUUGUUUAGAUUUUUCAGCCGAAUGAUGGCUUGUUUCACUGAUAGUGAUGCUCUUUGGACUUCAUAUUGAGAGUUAACCUCACUUCACUUGAAGUGAACUCUAGAACUUUUAUCUGCUUAUUGUAAAUGAAAUAAUGAGGGAAUAAUACACACCUGUCCAUGGAACAGCUGAGCAGCCAACUGUCCAAUUAGCUUUGGUCCCUAAAAAGGAGGGGGUGGGGGGGUGGUACAUAUUAAAUGUGUUGCAAUUCCUGCUGAUUGGGAUGUAAAUACCCUUGAAUUAAAGCUGAAAAUCUGCACUUAAAGCACAUCUUGAUUGUUUCAUUUCAAAUCCAUUGUGGUGGUGGACAGAACCCAAAUGCUGAACAUUGUGUCAAUGUCAAAGUAUUUCUGGACCUGACUGUAGUUUAGUUUGUUUAUACUAAGUAUUUCAGGCUUUCUUCAUUUCUCUUUCAGCUAAAAGAAGCCAAAGUAGGAACUAUGUUUGCUUGCAGGCAGUUUCUGCCAGAGACCAUUUUACAUUUUAAAUGUGUUAUUACAGAAAGUGAUUGUACUGUUCAGUAUAGUUCUGUAGGAGAUUUGUUUUGUGUGCAUAUUUUAAAUAAAGCAAUCAGGGUUUUAAAUGGA
Messenger RNA from Acanthochromis polyacanthus (spiny chromis), 6200 nucleotides. It is a transcript of the gene wdr26a, whose product is annotated as WD repeat domain 26a. Bases 373 to 2199 code for a protein of 608 amino acids. Lineage: Eukaryota; Metazoa; Chordata; Actinopteri; Pomacentridae. The record is from RefSeq and is a predicted model, not a curated record. Gene Ontology annotation, cellular component: GID complex. Gene Ontology annotation, molecular function: protein binding. Gene Ontology annotation, biological process: proteasome-mediated ubiquitin-dependent protein catabolic process. The transcript is spliced from 14 exons.